Messenger RNA from Saccharomycopsis crataegensis, 1596 nucleotides. RefSeq names its product GPI-anchor transamidase GPI17. Lineage: Eukaryota; Fungi; Ascomycota; Saccharomycetes; Ascoideales; Saccharomycopsidaceae. Bases 1 to 1596 code for a protein of 531 amino acids. Gene Ontology annotation, cellular component: GPI-anchor transamidase complex. The record is from RefSeq and is a predicted model, not a curated record. The transcript has a single exon. Gene Ontology annotation, biological process: attachment of GPI anchor to protein.
AUGUCUGAUGAAUCGGUAACUAAGGACCCACAAGAGGAAAUCUUGAAAGUUGAAUCGAAACAAAAGAUAUAUUUCCGUUUUGUCACCUACUUGGCGUUCUUUUUGGUGAUCUUUGGGGUCGGGUUGCCAACAUGGCUUUCUACUACCAGUAUUCCAAAAGAGUUGCUAAUGGUGGACAAAAUGGUGGAAUAUGAACACAAUAUCUACGAUAAUUUAAAGAUCGCAGUUCCUGUAUACGUCAACCUUCCUUUAGAAUCGGCAGAUGACUCCGUCAUUGAACAAAGCCAGGCGUUUUUGAACAAAUACCUUGAUGAGCUUAUUAGUAAUGAAUUGCCAUUGCAAUUCCGUUACGAAAUCAACCUUAUCAAUAACCAUAAUGAUAAAAAUUUGGAUGCGUACAAGCAUUAUAUUGUUAAUAUUCAACGCCAUCAAAACAACAACGAUGGGGGAUCGCUACAUAUCUCGCCGUACUCUAAGGAAAUCACCAUUUCCACUGGUGAUGAUUUGUUGGCCAUUGACACCGCUGAUUUUGUCGCAAAAUCUCUAGUUCAUGAGGUUUUCCGUUACGAAUUAGAGCUAUACUCUGGAAAAAGUAAGGACACCCAGAUGGCGUUUGAAACGGGGGCAAAUUACCACUUAUCGUUCUUUUUAUUGAAUGGCGAUGGUGAUUACAUCUCAUGGGACUUCAAGGAUUUCUACGACCAGUAUCUUGGGGGAUUCUUGGAAUUGAUCUCAACAUUUGCCAACUUCACAGUCGAUUCCCAAAUCGAAUAUUAUUCCACUUUGACCAAUGUCCCAAGAUUCAACGAGUCAGAAAACGCUUACUUAUUAUACGAAGGUGACACUUCGGUGUUUGUCAACCACGAAAAAUGGAACCUUGACAACAACGUGUUGAUCUCCUCUAGUAACGACAAGUCGUUGGCAUUCUUGAACAUGAUCUUGUACGUCCCAUCAAAAGAAUUCCAGCCGCUCAAGGUUAAGGGAUCCAAAACCAAUAGUUUCAUCACCCCACAAUACGGGGGCAUUCAGAUAUUGAACUUACGAACCGAUGAAAAGUUCCAAAACGCCAGCGCCAAUAAUAUCUUGACAGUUGAGGACUUACAGCCAAUUUUUGAAAUCUUCAUCUCCCAAAUUUUCACAUUGUUGGGUUUGCCAAAACAUCCUAAAUCACCAUACAUCAGACUCGACUUCUUGACCAGGUACUUCAUCAUAAAUAAUUUGGUCAAAUCAACCAAUAACUUGGGGUCCUUGGUUCGUUUGAUCAACAGCUUGCCAUCAAUCUCCAUUCCAAAUAAUACUCAAAAACAUGUCUUGAACUCUUUUGAAUCAAUCGACAGAUCUAUUGCCUACUUGAAAGAAUUUAACUUAAAGGAAAGCUCCCAAUCCGCUAACACUGCGUUAGUCGAGUCCAAUUUAGCAUUCUUUGAAAAAGAAAUGGUUCAGCAGAUAUAUUUCCCAGAAGAGCAUAAAUUUGCAGUUUAUAGUCCUUUAUUGGGUCCAAUUGCCACAAUUUUAUUCCUUGGAUUAGUUAGACUAUCGCAGGAUGUUAAAACUUUGAAGAAACAUUACUGGAAUAAGAAAGUUAAACUAAAUUGA